Pipra filicauda (Wire-tailed manakin) is the source of this 3198-nucleotide messenger RNA. RefSeq names its product retinoic acid receptor beta (gene RARB). Bases 1602 to 2948 code for a protein of 448 amino acids. Gene Ontology annotation, biological process: cellular response to corticotropin-releasing hormone stimulus; retinoic acid receptor signaling pathway; regulation of transcription by RNA polymerase II. Gene Ontology annotation, molecular function: RNA polymerase II cis-regulatory region sequence-specific DNA binding; nuclear receptor activity; nuclear glucocorticoid receptor binding. The transcript has 8 exons. Gene Ontology annotation, cellular component: transcription regulator complex; nucleus. NCBI's taxonomy places the organism in Eukaryota, Metazoa, Chordata, Aves, Passeriformes, Pipridae. The record is from RefSeq and is a predicted model, not a curated record.
UCAUAGAGACCUUGGUGGGUGGGAGCAGCCCCUUGACUCCAGAACGGCUGUGAAGGGGUGGCUUGGGAGGGGGCAGCCACAGUGUCCCUGCUCGGCACCAUGGGCUGGGUUCUGUUCCCCAUGGAUUAGCUCGUGGCCUUUGUCCCCUCCCGGAGAGCUGGGUCUCAUUAGGCCUCUGAAAGCUGAUACAGCCCCUCCGGGGCCACGGGAGCGGCCCCAGCCCCUCUCUGCUAAUCAGAGACAGGCAGGACCCGGCGGCGGGGCUGAGGAGGGAGAAGAGGCGAUGCGUGGCUGCCUCCUGCCCUAGGCUCAGUGGUGGGGACAAGCCCUCCCGGGCACUGCCAAAUCCGGCCCAUCGGGGAAGCCAGGGAGUGCUGGGUGAUUUAGAAGCCAACGUGAGGGAGGGAUUGUGAGGAGAGAUGGGGCCUGACUCCCCCACGCCUGAGGAGGGACGGGCCCCUGAGAUUCCCCGCUGGGAGUGGGGCCGGAACCGGCCAUCGUCUCUGCGAGUGGUAUUGAACGGGGUCCCUGCGGGUGGCAUUGAGCGGGGUCCCUGCUGGCGUGUGCCGGGGCAGCGCUGGGAUGAAGCUGCUCCGAGCCCAGACCCGCCGCCCCAGAAGCCGGGGCGAAGCCCGUGUCCCUGGCUGUGGAACAGCGGCAGCGCCUGCGCCUCGCUCUUGGCCUCUCCGGGGAGGAAAGGAAUGUGUGUGGGGGGGGGGGAGGUACAGAAGUUUUAGAAAAUCGAACUGGAAUUCAAAAAUCCUCCCUUCCCUACAACUGCUGAAAACAUCGCUGUUUGUUUCCCACCCCGUUCCCCUUCUCCUCACUGUUGUGUGUUUUUGUUUUUGUUUUAAUUCCUUUAUUAUUUUGGGUCUUUUGGGAAGUUGGGCUCCCCGUCCACACCCGCCCGCUCGGCGGCAGCGGGGCGACUCCGGCAGAGCUGGGGCUCGCCUUUGCCUGCCCGCCUGCCUGCCUGCCUGCCUGCUUUUUUUGCAGGGCUGCUGGGAGUUGUGAAGGCGUGUGAGAAUCCUGGGAGCUGGUGAUGUCAGACCGCUUGGGUCAUUUGAAGGUUAGCAGCCUGGGAAGGGUUCACGGAAAGUUCACUCGCAUAUAUUAGGCAAUUCAAUCUUUCAUUCCCUGUGACACAAGUAGUAGGAAGUGAGCUGUUCAGAGGCAGAAGCAUCUAUUCACGGCCGAGGGGGAUCCCGAGCCUCUACCGGAGCUGUUUUAUCCCGGGGAGGUGGGCGAUUGGCACGGCGUGGGACGCGGCACGCACCCGGCGAUUGCCGCAGGAGCUGGACUGACUCUCAAGAAAUUUUGGGGGAAAUUGGUGGUAGCUAAAACUUGGAAUGCGGCUCGCAUCCCCCCAUCUUGCUGGAUUGGCUGGGCAGCCUGGAAAAUGGUAAAUGAUCAUUUGGAUCAAUUACAGGCUUUUAGCUGUGUUGUCUGUCAUAAUUCAUGAUUCUGGUCUGGGAAAAAGACCAACAGCCUACGUGCCAAAAAAGGGGCAGAGUUUGAUGGAGUUGGGUGUACUUUUAUGUGCCAUUUUCCUCCACACCUAGAGGAAAGCACUUUUGCAGGCAUUCUGUGCAAGGGGAAUCAUGUUUGACUGUAUGGACGUUCUAGCAGUGAGCCCUGCUCAGAUGCUGGAUUUCUACACUGCGAGUCCGUCUUCCUGCAUGCUCCAGGAGAAGGCUCUCAAAGCAUGCUUCAGUGGAUUGGCACAAACAGAGUGGCAACACCGGCACAGUGCUCAAUCAGUUGAAACUCAGAGCACCAGUUCUGAGGAACUUGUUCCGAGCCCUCCUUCACCACUUCCACCCCCUCGUGUUUACAAGCCCUGUUUUGUCUGUCAAGACAAGUCAUCCGGAUAUCACUAUGGUGUCAGUGCUUGUGAGGGAUGUAAGGGCUUUUUCCGCAGGAGUAUCCAGAAGAACAUGGUUUACACAUGUCACAGAGAUAAAAACUGUGUUAUCAAUAAAGUUACCAGAAAUCGCUGCCAGUACUGCAGACUACAGAAGUGCUUUGAAGUGGGAAUGUCCAAAGAAUCUGUCAGAAAUGAUAGAAACAAAAAGAAGAAGGAACCUUCAAAGCAGGAGUCCACAGAAAACUAUGAAAUGACAGCAGAGUUGGAUGAUCUCACUGAGAAGAUCCGGAAAGCUCACCAGGAAACCUUCCCCUCACUCUGCCAGCUGGGAAAAUACACUACAAACUCCAGUGCAGAUCAUCGAGUUCGACUGGACCUUGGGCUUUGGGACAAAUUCAGUGAACUUGCAACAAAGUGCAUUAUUAAAAUAGUGGAAUUUGCAAAGCGAUUGCCAGGCUUUACAAGUUUGACCAUUGCAGACCAAAUAACUCUACUUAAAGCAGCCUGCCUGGACAUACUGAUCCUUAGAAUUUGCACAAGAUACACACCAGAACAAGACACCAUGACCUUUUCAGAUGGCCUUACCCUAAACCGAACUCAGAUGCACAAUGCCGGAUUUGGCCCGCUGACUGAUCUCGUGUUCACCUUUGCCAAUCAGCUCCUGCCUUUGGAAAUGGAUGAUACAGAAACGGGUCUCCUUAGUGCCAUCUGCUUAAUCUGUGGAGAUCGCCAGGACCUUGAAGAACCAAUGAAAGUGGAUAAGCUUCAGGAACCCUUGCUUGAAGCACUGAAAAUUUAUAUCCGAAAGAGACGACCCAACAAGCCUCAUAUGUUCCCAAAGAUCUUAAUGAAAAUCACAGAUCUUCGUAGCAUCAGUGCAAAAGGUGCAGAACGUGUCAUUACAUUGAAAAUGGAAAUUCCUGGAUCCAUGCCACCUCUUAUUCAGGAAAUGUUGGAAAACUCUGAAGGACAUGAACCACUGACACCAACCUCAAAUGGAAAUACUGCAGAACACAGUCCCAGUAUCUCACCUAGUUCAGUGGAUAACAGCAGUGUCAGUCAAUCCCCUAUGGUGGAAUAAGACAUUUUCCAGCUACUUCAGACAUUCCUAAUACCUUAUGUACAGGGAUGAAAAGCAAGAAAAACAUUUUUACUGCUGCUUAGUUUCUGGACUUAAUAUAUAUCUAUAUAUGUGUAUAUAUAUAUAGAUAAACUCAACAAGGACCAAGAAAUUUUCAUAUGUAUCGAUAUAUAUACUCCUUGCUGUUUAAACUCUUAAAAUAGAAAAUGCAAACUUUUGAAACUCUAAAUCAGCCAUUUCAUGCAAAAAA